This is a messenger RNA of Triplophysa dalaica, 2367 nucleotides long. RefSeq names its product leucine rich repeat containing 3 (gene lrrc3). The record is from RefSeq and is a predicted model, not a curated record. Lineage: Eukaryota; Metazoa; Chordata; Actinopteri; Cypriniformes; Nemacheilidae. The transcript has 2 exons. Bases 498 to 1298 code for a protein of 266 amino acids. Gene Ontology annotation, molecular function: protein binding.
GCGCGCACGCAGCUUCCUCGCCGUCCAAUCAGCGCGAAGCUGCUUUCUUAUAGCCUCUGUGUGCAUUUCACUUUCACACACACACUGCAAAGGGACCGAAGCGCAGAAGCAUGCAUCAACAAGUCUGAUGUUACAAGGAUGUGAAGUACGUGCAGUCUCCGAAUGUCUUCUGGUUUCAGCUUUUCUUUAAAACCUGGCUCUAAAACAUCUCCCUACAAACGUUUAAUUGCCUAAACAGGUCUCGAUGGCCCCAGAAUACGCGGUGAAGAGCCACAUGUACUAACUUGUGUUCUUCGGUUUUGGCUUUGGAUUUAUAAAAAUGACUCAAAAUUCCUGCAAAUUUUCUCUAUACUCCAACAUAUGAGCCUGUGCAUUUAUGGGAAAAACCCUCUGUGGAAAUGACAGGAAGGAAUGUUAUUUAAUCAUUUUUCCGUAUGACAUGGAUUGAUAAUGACCGCCCUUGAACUGUAGAGCUUUUAAAAGAAACAUAUCUGGACAUGACUUUCCCUGGGGGGGCUCAUAUGUCGAGGAACGUCUUCAUCCAUCAUGGCUGUCCCUUUUUCCUGACAAUACUUUUAUCCUUUACUUUUUUGAGUGUGAUGGCUUCUUCCUGUCCCAAGAGCUGCCACUGUACUGAGAGGAACGGCUUGACUGUGGUGCAGUGUUCCUCUCGUAACUUAGAAGAGAUACCUCUUGACCUUCCACAAGACACAGUGUCUCUCCUUCUGUCCUAUAAUCACAUCACCAAAAUCCCAAAUCAGGCUUUCAAAAACCUUCCAUGGCUCCAAGAGCUGGACCUGUCCCGGAACGCCAUUGAAACUGUGGAGGCAGGGGCUUUUCAGGGCGUCUCGGAGAACUUGCGAGCCCUCGACCUGUCCCAUAAUCAUAUGAGGAGCGUACCCAAGGAGGCCUUCGCUCGACUUCAUGCCAAGAUCAGUCUGUCCGACAACCCUUGGCACUGCGAAUGCCAGUUGCAGGAGGUGCUGCGGGAACUCAAGUUGGAUCCGGAGACGGUGAACGAGGUGAGCUGCCACACGUCUGUUCAGGAAGAGCAUGCUGGGAAGCCCGUCAUCCAAGUGCUGGAUUCGGGCAUUAACUUUUGUAACUUCCAUCACAAGACUACUGACGUGGCCAUGUUCGUCACCAUGUUCGGUUGGUUUGCGAUGGUCAUCGCAUAUGUCAUCUAUUACGUACGACACAACCAGGAAGAUGCCAGGAGACAUCUGGAGUACCUCAAGUCUUUGCCAAGUAGUUCCCAAAUUAGUAAAGACUUUGACACAAUCAGCACUGUUCUCUAGCAUCAAUCAAUUCAGCGUGGGAGGAAAUGUGUUUGGCACAAAAAUGAUGGCACAACAGCGAGCCUUAUUUCCAUUUGCUUUUAUAGAGGACCAUUAUUGUCCAUUUAUUGCCUGUUUGGUUCGAUUGGUUUCAUGGGCUUUAGCACAAUGAAUGUUUUGACAAUUAUGCCAUCCUUUUGUUCAACGUUUCCAUUCAUAUAUAUACUCGCAGUCGACCUACAUACGUUCUGAAUCUCGGUGGUGGCCGAUUUGUGCCUCACGACAGAUUCUGCAGACGCUCCAAUUUCUCUGAAGGUGCUUAAAUCUCAUUACGUCCUGAACUGAUUUCUGAAAUGACAUUGAAUUAUCAUACAGACGGACAAGAGUUCUAAAUGCUGGAUCAAUGGCCCUUUUCUUCUUAUGUUGUAGCGUAAACGGGUGUGUCAGUUGUCAGGAUACAUAAAUACUGCCAGAACUCUCAGUCUGACUUGUUACCUGGAUACUUGCCCCAUUUUUGGCAGACUUCUUUAUGCUCAAGUGCCUCCAGUAAAUUCUGGUACCUCAACACCAAUACACUGUGCAUUGGAAAUUUUUUGGCUUGCUUUCUCUGGAAUCAAAGAAAUAAUUUUUUAAUAUCAAACGUUGAACGAUCUCUGUUGCAAUAUGGGUUAAAGGAAUAGUUCACCUAAAAUGUAUAAUUCUGUUAUCAUUUACUCAGCCUUAGGUUGAGAAACCAAACAAAUCUCAUCCCCAUUUACUGCCAUAGGUCAAAUAAAUACAAACGGAGUCAAUGGUUGAUGAGAUCUGUUUGGUUACUGACAUUUUUCCAAUUAUCUUCUUCUUUGUUUGUUUAGCAGAACCUUUAAGUAGAACAUUGUUAUUGUACUUAUGUAAGUGAGUUCUCUGAUUUUUGGUCAGUGGCAUUGUUGCGGAUCACUAGAGGAUAUCAUCAGAUGAUAUGCAAAACUGGAAUUUAGUUAAAAGGGCUUGAAUAGUUGACCCCUGUAUUUCUGUCCACAUGUAUCAGUUUGUUUUUCAAUGUGACCAGCCUUUCUGUAGCAGUAGUGUGUAUAUCAUAGCAACACAAAAG